AGACAGAUUCGGCUUAGUUAGUGAGAUCUCACCAGCAGCACAACAGCAAAGAAAUAAAGAUGGACUCCUCCCAGAGGCAGUUAUUGCUCCCGAUCCUCGGGCUUCUGGUCUUGACCGGAACAGCUCUCAGUGGAGUCCAGGAGAUGCACAAUGUGCUCGAGCUGACAGGUCAGGCGGUCAAUAAGCUGAGGUUCUCCACGGAUGUGGCCAUCGGCAAGUACACCCCGCCGGAGGAGAUGGAUCCGCAAUUCUGGUACAAUAUCGCUGACGAGGAAAUUGCCAAGCGACUACUUCUACCCCAGCCCAAUGCCCAGAAGGCCAAGAACGUCAUUAUGUUCCUGGGCGAUGGAAUGCCCCUAGCCACCAUCACAGCUGCUCGUAUCCUGAAAGGACAACGCCAGGGAAAAACUGGAGAGGAAUCCUCGCUGAGCUUCGAGCAAUUUCCCUAUACGGGUUUGAGCAGGACCUAUUGCACCAAUUCACAGGUACCGGACUCCGCCUGCACCGCCACCGCCUACUUGUGCGGCGUAAAGACCAAUGUCGUCAACAUUGGAGUAAGUGCGGCUGUAGAGUUCAAUAACUGCACCGCCAGCCAGGAUCCGGCCAACCGCCUGACCUCCAUUGCGGAAUGGUCACAGAAGGAGGGCAAGUCCACAGGAUUUGUGACCACAACCACACUGACCCACGCCAGUCCCUCGGGAGCCUAUGCCAAGACGGCCAAUCGAAAGUGGGAGUGCGACACGGACGUAACUAAAAAUGGUGCGGAUGCCAGCACCUGCAUCGACAUGGCCACCCAACUGGUGACCCAGACGCCUGGAAAGAACUUCGAAGUCAUGUUUGGCGGGGGCAUGGGCAAGUUCCUGCCCAACACCAUCGAAGAUAGUCAUGGAAAAGCUGGAGAGCGAUCCGAUGGUGUCAAUCUCCUGUCCCGUUGGCAGGGACUCCACGAUGGCAGUGUCCUGGUCACCAAUCGCAAGCAGCUGCUCAGCGUAAACGUGUCCGCGGUGUCCAGCAUCGUUGGUCUCUUCCAGUCAAAGGUGAUGGACUUCCACAUGGAUGCAGAUGCCACCUACCAGCCCACCCUCUCCGAACUCACCGAGGUGGCCAUCAAGAAGCUGAGCCACAACGACAAAGGAUACUUCUUGUUUAUUGAAGGUGGUCUAAUUGACUAUGCCAACCACUUCACUAAAGCUGGAUACGCCUUGGAUGAGACUCUGGAGUUCGAAAAGGCCGUUCAGUUGGCUCGUGACAUCACCAACAUUGAGGACACGCUUAUUGUGGUGACUGCAGAUCACGGCCACGCCGUUAGCAUUGCCGGAUAUCCUGGCAGGGGCACUCCCAUCCUGGGCAUCAAUCAGCACGACGCUGAUCUGAAUGGCGUGAAGUACUCGGUGCUCAACUAUGCGGCAGGACCUAACCAGUAUCUGGAUGAGAACGGCCAGCGCAUUCCCUUGGACGAUAUCCUCGGCUCCUAUGACGCCAUCACGCCCAGCUAUAUCGCCAAGGACGCAGGCGUGCACUCUGGCGAGGAUGUGGGCGUCUUCGCCUCCGGUCCGCAGAGCCACCUUUUCACCGGAGUGAUGCAGCAGAGCACCAUUCCCCACCUGAUGGCCUACGCCUCAUGCGUGGGCAGCGGAAAGAAGGUGUGCGACAAUUAAGUGCGGAAGAUCUGAGCACUGAAGAAAUUAAUAGACUCAAGCAAACAGAAUUAAAGCGCCAAAUUUUUGAAUGUAUUUGUUUCUCUAUUAAAAUGUUACUAAGCAA
Drosophila elegans is the source of this 1764-nucleotide messenger RNA. RefSeq names its product membrane-bound alkaline phosphatase (gene Alp8). Gene Ontology annotation, molecular function: alkaline phosphatase activity. Bases 60 to 1658 code for a protein of 532 amino acids. Gene Ontology annotation, biological process: dephosphorylation. The transcript is spliced from 3 exons. The record is from RefSeq and is a predicted model, not a curated record. Lineage: Eukaryota; Metazoa; Arthropoda; Insecta; Diptera; Drosophilidae.